Messenger RNA from Anoplopoma fimbria (sablefish), 2727 nucleotides. RefSeq names its product negative regulator of reactive oxygen species (gene nrros). The record is from RefSeq and is a predicted model, not a curated record. The coding region runs from base 227 to 2287 and encodes 686 amino acids. The transcript has 3 exons. Gene Ontology annotation, molecular function: protein binding. Lineage: Eukaryota; Metazoa; Chordata; Actinopteri; Perciformes; Anoplopomatidae.
CUCUUUCUGAUUGCAGCUUGUCCAUGUGACUCUGGUUUCCGUUGCUUGCCUGCUUCCGCGAAUAGUAGAAAGAGGCAUCAGCGCUUCAGUCAGAGUAAAGGAAGGCAGCUGAACCUCACACACAGGAACACUCUCUGCAACAGCGAGUCAACCAGCGAUAUGGUCAGGGGAUCAACCGUCAGUGGCUUGGGAUAUCCACACCUAACCACCAGCUGAGGAUGUUAAAAUGCCAGUCCACGGCCUCACUCCCAUCCUGCUCUGCUUGUUACCAGUAUGGAGUAUCCUGACGCCGGUCUCAAGUCAUCCGCAAUACAGCCAGUGUCAGCUGAUACAAAGAACGGCUGUCUGCAACAAUGGCAAGCUUUCCUCUGUGCCUGCAGGACUGCCUGACAACUUGGAGGAGCUUCAGCUCAACUACAAUCACAUUCAAACACUACAGGACAACUCUCUCCUCCGAUACCCCUCACUAAUCACCCUGAGCUUAGCUUGUAAUAGUUUGGAAAAAAUCGAAUCAAACGCUUUUCAACACUCAAAAUUGUUAGAAAGCCUCAAUUUAGCAAAUAACAAUCUUCAUAUUGGCUAUCAAGAAACCAGCCAUGCAUUAAAGACUCUACCCAGGCUUAGAGCCCUGGAUCUCUCUGAGAAUGGGCUUGAGGACGAAAUGGUGGCCACUCUUCUCCAAAAUCUGACAUCCUUGGAGUACCUCAAUCUUUCUGGGAACUUAUUAAAGAGACUGGAUGAGACCUCAUUUAGUGAUCUUCACCAACUCAGAGAACUCGACCUACAGAGAAACAUCAUGUACGAGAUUGAUGGCGCCUUCGACAGCAAUCCAAAGCUCCAGCGGCUCAACUUGGCCUUCAACUAUCUGCUUUGCCUGACAGACUUUCAUAUGACCCAGCUGGUGGUCCUCAAUGCCAGCCACAACUUCAUUGAGUGGUUCCUCACCAGACAAGACCUUAACGAGACUUUCCAGCUAGAGACUCUUGAUCUAUCAGAAAACAAAAUUCUCUUCUUUCCUUUAUUGCCCAGCCACAGCCACUUGAGGAAUCUUUAUUUAUCCCACAACAGAGUUAGCUUUUACGAACACUUGGCAGACAACAGCUCAUUCCCGAACUCGACCACAACUGUUGAGUUCUACAAUAUGAAGAAGUAUACGGGCAACGUGACGGCUAAGCUGUGGGACGAGGACCUUCACGGUGACAUCUCCUCUCUAGAGAUUUUGGAUCUAAGAGGAAACCAGGUGGAGUAUUUUCCUAUAGGAUUCGUGCAGAAAAUGUCUGCCUUGUCUAGACUUCAAAUGCACACGAACUGUCUGGAAAGCUUAAAUCUAACGUCGGAACUGUUCUCUGGCAGCUUGUACGAGUUGGACCUUAGCAACAACAGGCUAAACCAGAUUGUUGCAGAUGGAGGUACGCUGAAGGCUCUUGGCAAUCUGACGUACCUUAACCUUAGUUUGAACAAUCUUGAGUUGUUACCCUCGGGACUAUUUUCCUCAUUGCCAAGCCUAAGGUCAGUGGAUCUCAGUUACAACAAAGUCAACAUUUGCCGUCCUGAGGAAGCUGAGACCAGUUCAGACACUAGCUCAGCUUGCGCAGAUUGGAAAGACAUUGCAUCCCUAACGCAGCUUUACCUUAAGGGAUGCAACCUUAAACAAAUUCCAUCAUCUGCAUUCGCUGGGUUGUCUCUAACGCACUUGGAACUGUCCGACAACCCUGGACUCAUUGUCCAAGAUUCAAUACAAAGUCUCAGCAGAACUUUACAGCAUCUAGGUUUAGGAAAUACUCACAUACAAGACUUAGACUUCUCCCAUUUCCAAAGUCUUAAGUCUUUAAACAUUUCACAGAACUCUCUCGCCUAUCUUCCCCCUUCACUUCUCAAUCUUGACCUGGGAUUGCUGGAUUUGAGGGACAACAGACUGUCCACUAUUCCCUCUGGUCAGGCAAACACAUUAGCCCCCAAACUGCACACUGUAUUUCUCACAGGAAAUCCAUUCAACUGCUGCCAGACUGAAUGGUUCAGGACAUUUGAAACAACAAAGACGAUCAAUAUGGUCGGACGAUCAGACAUUAAAUGUGAAGAUCUCAUCCAAAUGACACACAGAGUGGAGCACUUCCAGUCUUUUAGUUGUUUGGAGGAAGGUGGGGAAUCUAUAAUCUGGUAUAUUCUGCUUUUUUUACCCAUCUGUCUUUCUUUCCUGGGCAUCUUGAUUGUUGUUCUCCUCACCUUCAAGCCAAAAACGUUACAAAACUCAAUCAAAAAGAAUUGUUUGAAGCCUACAUCUUACUGAUACUUUAUAAAAUUUCAACAAAAAUGUAUUUUGUAUGGUAUAUUAUUGAAAAAUGUAACUGAAUGUAUGUUGUAAAAUUGUCCAUAAUGAUAAAGGAACAAUUCUAUUAUAUGUAUUAAAGCAGCGGGGAUUCCACUUUUUCACAAAUACUGUGCUGUUGUAAUAAAACCAGACCCCCUGCCCGAUACCCCGAUGUAAAAAUGUGGCUGCGUUCUUGUGUGUAUGCAUAUGUGAACAUAUGCAGAAGUAGUGUGAUGCAAGUUGUUGCUAUAAGCAGCAGAGGAAACAUGAAAUUUCCUGUUUUGCUAAGAUGUGCAGGAACUGCCCAGUUCAGUAUCUCAAAGAGGAGGGGUUUGAAGUUUCCUUCCCAUCCGGUAGACACAGAUGCAACAUAGGCAUGACAUCCCAGUGUAUAUCAUAAUAAACCUUACAAACAAUAA